Molecule: messenger RNA, 884 nt
Organism: Symbiodinium sp. CCMP2456
Lineage: Eukaryota; Dinophyceae; Suessiales; Symbiodiniaceae
Source: the annotation of a GenBank genome assembly
GUGUGCUUGGAUUGCUCAACUGGGCCACCACGCUCAGCAAGCAUCUCCGCCCCUUCAUGGCACCGCUCUACAAAGACCUCCAUAGUGCUAAGGGCACAUUGCACAGCAUAGCGCCCUCCAUGUGGCAUCUCUUCUAUGAUGCACUGGACGACCACGCCAAGCUCACGCGCACGCCCGGUGGCACAUGGCUGCCCAGACAAGCGCAGCUCCUUGAAGUGGGUAGCAUCAAAAUACACACCAAAAAGGACGUGCCAUUGGUGCCGCCGUCGCACAAGCAUCAGUGGGUGCGCCUCGCUGACCCGCAUCGCUCCGAGAUCCACCUCCGCCAAGAAAGCAAGUUUGUCCUCGCCUGGCUCAGCCUUUGCUUCUCCCGCGAGCAGCCGCGAUCGCUUCGCUCUGCUCCGCGCAUGCAUUGCUACAGCGCAGCAGAUGCUUUCGCAGAUGCGGACAAGAUGGGCAUCGGAGGCUGGCUCAGCACCUCCACCGCCUUUGUUUGGUUCAGCGAGAUUUUCUCCGCUGAGGAACUGCGCAGCAAGCACGUGCGCUUCGUGCUUCCUACGGCCUCCGACAAUACUAGUGCUGAGAGUGGCCUCAACAAGCUAUUCAGCACUGCAGAGCCUCUGGGCACCUUUCUCCGCCUCGCAGCCACGUGGGCUCACCUGCACAGAGUCCAGUUUGAAGUUGAACAUCUGGCAGGCGAGAAGAAUGUAUGGGCGGAUCGUCUCAGCAGAGGACGCCUAGCGUUUCUCUCGCACCGCUCUGCAGAGCGCGUACGCAUCAGCCUUCCGCAGUUGGCCUCGGCAUCACACUGCGUCACUCUGCAUGAUGCAUCUAAGGAAUGGCCUUCUGGGCUUCGCAAGGCUCAGACUGCAAUGCUCCGCUGA